Synchytrium microbalum is the source of this 2406-nucleotide messenger RNA. RefSeq lists its product as uncharacterized. Gene Ontology annotation, cellular component: condensin complex; condensed chromosome. Lineage: Eukaryota; Fungi; Chytridiomycota; Chytridiomycetes; Synchytriales; Synchytriaceae. Gene Ontology annotation, biological process: mitotic chromosome condensation. Bases 1 to 2406 code for a protein of 801 amino acids. The transcript is spliced from 18 exons. The record is from RefSeq and is a predicted model, not a curated record.
AUGGAGGUUGGCAAGAUCUUUCAAGAAGCCCAGUCAACAGCGGGCCACAGUCAGCGUAAACAUGUCAAGGCAUUAUUCAAGCAGUAUACCUCGAAUGUCAUGAACAAUCAGAACCACGGACGCGCAGCUACCGAAUUUGCUAAAACCGUGUGGGCGUUCUUGACUAUGAUUCUUCUAGUAAAGAAGGGCGAAUCAGCUGCAGAACGCAUAGUACAUUUAUUUGCUGCUUUCUUGGACCAAUUAAAUCCAGCCAAUAAGGUACCAGAAGACGAGGAUGCAAGUGAUGAUGAAGAAGACUUGAAACAACAAGAAGCCAAGUCACAAUUCGUCGAAUAUUUGGUAGCUCAACUAUCAAAAGGAAUUGCCUCAAAGGAUAAAACUGUCCGCUAUCGUGUAUGCCAAUUACUGGCUGUGUGUAUUUCUCAUUUAGACGAACUUGAUGACGACAUAUUUGCUGAUCUGCAAAGAAAACUUGUAUUGGCUGCUCACGACAAGGAAGCAAGUGUUCGAGCACAAGCAGCCUUGGCCCUAUGUAAAUUUCAGUCUGGUGACGAUGAUGCAGACUGGAAUAUCCAAACGUCUCUGUUAGAACUCAUGAGAGUAGACACCAGCGCGGAAGUACGAAAGACAAUUUUGUGGAAUAUUCAUACUACUGCCAGGACUCUGCCCUACAUUUUGGAGCGAGCAAGAGACACCGAUACUCAAGUUAGAAAACUGGUCUUUUCAAAAAUUGUAGCCGAUAUUGAGGAUAUGAGCAUCCUGACAAUUGCAAGUCGUGAUCGUUUGUUGGAUUGUGGAUUGAGAGAUCGUGAUUCUGGAGUUCGAAGUUCGUGCUUGAAGAUGCUUGGGCAAAGUUGGAUCAAGCAAGCAGAAGACAACUUGCUUGUGUUUCUUUCACGCCUGGAUGUGGUAUCGAGCUCGGGUGCCGAAGAAGCAUUGAAGGCAUUCUUCUUGGCUAAUCCUGAUGUUACGGCUGCCUACGAUGACUAUUUGUGGGACAACCUAACUGUCGACAGCGCCUUUUUGAUUCGGGUUCACGCCCAAUUUCAUGCAGAAUCACAGGAGUACGAUGCCGCAAACGAUAUAUUGCCAGACUUGUCGAAACACGUCACUCAUAUAAACAAGUACAUUGGUCUCAUGAAUGAUGCAAAUGAUGACGAAGAUCGUGUCUAUUACGAAUUCAUUGUCGGCCAGUUAUUGCUGAUUGCAUUAUCUCAAGACUUUUCGGAUGAAGCUGGACGACGGAAAAUGUUCGAAUGUCUGAGAUCAACCUUGGCCAAUGUCGACUUGCCCCUAUCCAGUAUCCAAACAUCAGUGAAGGUACUGAGCAGGAUUGCAUUGAAUGACCAGGACUUUCUAAGGGUGAUUCUCGAACUAUUGUAUGGGAUUGCUGAUCCAGAUGAGCCGGCUGAUACAGACGAAGGAAUCUACAAGAUGCGCAAAUGUCUCGAUAUUCUCAGGUGUAUGUUCGAAGUUUUAGACACUGACCGACACGAUUUGGCCUCAUUUCAACCAUUCUUGCAAUAUUAUAUAAUGCCAGCCGUACAGAGUCGAGAUGAAGAAUUGCGUCAAUCUGGUCUAAGGUGCCUCGCUUUGUAUUGCAUGCUGGACAAGCAAGUUGCUGUAGAACGUAUGCCGCUCUUUUUAUAUGCAUAUCAACAUGGUGAUGGUACCAUGCGCCAAGAUGGGUUGGAGGCAGCGUUUGAUCUAGUAACUCUGCAUGGCUUGGCUGUUUUUGCCGAAGUGGAGAGCCCCGAUGGAGAUGAUUUAGUAAAACUCUUGGAAAAAUCUCUUCAAGCUCAAGAGCCAGAGCUGGCUACCAUUGCAGCUGAAGGGAUAUGUAAAUUAGUAAUGCUGAAGACCGUCUACAAUGCUACAAUUCUCGAAGUUCUGGUGUUGCUGUACUUCCAUCCGGAAACUGCUGAAAAUCCAAGAUUACGACAGUGCUUAAGCUAUUUUUUUCCUGUGUUUUUUCAUGCCUCGAGUGACCAUCGUCGUUUAUUAGCAGAGAUUUUCAUUUCCUCGAUGAGAACGAUGCUCGAACUCCAUCAGACCUACAAGGACGAUAUGGUAGGGCCUCUACCAUCAGCUCAACAAAUGAUUGAGUGGCUCGAAGAUACGCAUGGGGACAGCGAAGAGACCAGCUGUUCCAUCCAGCCACAAAUAGCAAUGGAUCUCUUGGACGCCAUCUCGAAAGAAGAAGCUCCAGGAACGGCCCGUCUCUUUGCCAACGUCCUCAACAAGCUGGUCAUUCGGCCUUGCGCUGGUACAGAGCUGAUCAAUGACUUGAUUCAAGUCUCGAAUCAAGUCCAGCCAAUGAUGACUGACACUUUGGUGAAGAAUGCCUUGAAACGCUUCCAGUCUCUUUUGGGCAGCAUAGGAUUUGAGGGUCAUAAUGAUUUAUAG